Molecule: messenger RNA, 6280 nt
Organism: Microtus oregoni (creeping vole)
Lineage: Eukaryota; Metazoa; Chordata; Mammalia; Rodentia; Cricetidae
Product: phosphorylase b kinase regulatory subunit alpha, skeletal muscle isoform
Exons: 33
Coding region: 323-4048 (1241 amino acids)
Biological process (GO): glycogen metabolic process
Cellular component (GO): phosphorylase kinase complex
Molecular function (GO): calmodulin binding
Source: RefSeq, a predicted model, not a curated record
GGAGGCGGGGCCGCGGCCGCUGACCCGCCGCAGUUGCCAGCCUGGAGGCUCCGAGCUGCUGAGGUCUCCCUCAGUCCAACGGAGGAUGCCGGUUCGGCUCCCGGGGGUCAUGGGAGACUGAGUGGAGACCGGGGACUUUGCGAGUUGAAGCCUAGACCACGGGAAGCUGAGCCGCCACCUAAAGUGGACUCCGAGACCGCUGGAGCGGGGCGCCGCGCGGGAACCAUCGGCCAAGCGAGUGAGCGUGCACUCCGAAGGUUUCCGCAGGCCUGGUGUCCAAGCUUCCCCUGAGUGUGGACUGGGGGAUUAGGGACUUGGUGCGAUGAGGAGUCGGAGUAACUCAGGGGUCCGCCUGGACGGCUAUGCUCGGCUGGUGCAUCAGACCAUCCUGUGCCAUCAGAAUCCAGUGACAGGACUGCUUCCAGCCAGUUAUGAUCAGAAAGAUGCCUGGGUCCGAGAUAAUGUGUACAGCAUCCUGGCUGUGUGGGGUUUGGGCCUGGCAUAUCGGAAAAACGCAGACCGUGAUGAGGACAAGGCGAAGGCCUAUGAGCUGGAGCAGAGUGUAGUGAAGUUAAUGAGGGGACUGCUGCACUGCAUGAUCAGACAGGUGGAUAAAGUAGAGUCCUUCAAGUAUAGUCAGAGUACUAAGGAUAGCCUCCAUGCCAAGUACAACACCAAAACUUGUGCCACAGUGGUGGGUGAUGACCAGUGGGGACACCUGCAGUUGGAUGCUACUUCUGUGUACCUGCUCUUUCUAGCACAAAUGACUGCCUCAGGAUUGCAUAUCAUCCACAGCCUAGAUGAAGUCAAUUUUAUACAGAACCUUGUGUUUUACAUUGAAGCUGCAUAUAAAACUGCUGACUUUGGGAUAUGGGAACGUGGAGACAAGACCAACCAAGGCAUCUCAGAAUUGAAUGCGAGUUCUGUUGGAAUGGCCAAGGCAGCCCUGGAAGCACUAGAUGAAUUAGACUUGUUUGGUGUGAAAGGUGGGCCACAAUCAGUUAUCCAUGUUCUGGCUGAUGAAGUACAACACUGCCAGUCAAUCCUAAAUUCACUGCUGCCCCGGGCUUCAACAUCCAAAGAAGUUGAUGCCAGUCUGCUGUCAGUGAUCUCUUUCCCAGCCUUUGCUGUAGAGGACAGCCAUUUGGUAGAGCUCACCAAACAGGAGAUCAUCACCAAGCUUCAGGGUCGUUAUGGUUGCUGUCGUUUUCUACGAGAUGGAUAUAAAACUCCUAAAGAGGAUCCAAAUCGUCUAUACUAUGAACCAGCUGAGCUGAAGUUAUUUGAAAACAUUGAGUGCGAAUGGCCAUUGUUCUGGACAUACUUUAUCCUUGAUGGAGUCUUCAGUGGGAACGCAGAACAGGUCCAAGAAUAUAGAGAGGCUCUUGAUGCAGUUCUCAUCAAGGGCAAAAAUGGAGUCCCACUUCUUCCAGAGCUGUACAGUGUUCCCCCUGACAAGGUUGAUGAAGAAUAUCAAAAUCCUCACACUGUGGAUCGAGUCCCCAUGGGAAAAUUGCCUCACAUGUGGGGUCAGUCUCUAUACAUUUUAGGAAGCUUGAUGGCAGAGGGAUUUUUAGCUCCUGGAGAAAUUGAUCCCCUGAAUCGUAGGUUUUCUACUGUGCCAAAGCCAGAUGUGGUGGUUCAAGUGUCCAUUCUAGCUGAAACAGAAGAAAUCAAGGCCAUUUUGAAGGACAAAGGAAUUGAUGUGGAGACCAUUGCCGAGGUGUACCCUAUCAGAGUACAGCCAGCUCGUAUUCUUAGCCACAUUUAUUCCAGUCUAGGAUGCAACAGUAGAAUGAAUCUCAGUGGACGACCCUACAGGUUCAUGGGUGUGCUUGGAACAUCAAAACUCUAUGACAUCCGCAAAACAGUCUUCACUUUCACUCCACAGUUUAUAGAUCAGCAACAGUUCUACCUGGCUCUGGACAACCAGAUGAUAGUAGAAAUGCUUAGAACAGAUCUGUCCUACCUCUGUAGCCGCUGGAGGAUGACAGGCCAGCCCACCAUCACUUUCCCCAUCUCACACACCAUGCUUGAGGAAGAUGGAACCAGCUUGAAUUCAAGUAUUCUGGCAGCACUCCGAAAAAUGCAGGAUGGCUAUUUUGGUGGGGCAAGGAUCCAGACAGGUAAAUUGUCAGAGUUUUUGACAACAUCUUGCUGCACACACUUAAGCUUCAUGGACCCUGGACCUGAGGGUAAGCUGUACAAUGAAGAUUAUGAUGAAGACUAUGAUGAGCUGGAAUCUGGCAACUGGAUGAUGGAUAGCUAUGAUUCAACAAGUAAUGCUCGCUGUGGUGAUGAAGUUGCUCGUUACUUAGACCACCUUUUGGCACACACUGUUCCCCAUCCUAAACUAGCUCCUACCUCACAGAAGGGAGGGCUAGAUCGGUUCCGAGCUGCUGUGCAAACAACUUGCGACUUAAUGUCCUUGGUGACCAAGGCCAAGGAGCUGCAUGUACAGAAUGUUCACAUGUACCUUCCUACAAAGUUAUUUCAGCCUUCUCGCCCUUCAUUCAAUUUACUUGACUCGCCUCAGUCUCCACAAGAUAACCAGGUUCCUUCUGUUCGUGUAGAGGUACAUCUUCCUAGAGACAAAUCUGGGGAAGUGGACUUCCAGUCGCUGGUUUCACAGUUGAAGGAGACUUCAAGCUUACAAGAGCAAGCUGAUAUACUCUACAUGCUGUACUCAAUGAAAGGACCUGACUGGGACACUGAAUUGUAUGAAGAAGGAGGUGCUACUGUCAGGGAGCUUCUUAGCGAACUAUAUGGCAAAGUUGGUGAAAUUCGGCACUGGGGUCUGAUCCGAUACAUCUCUGGGAUCUUAAGGAAGAAGGUGGAAGCACUUGAUGAGGCCUGCACAGACCUUCUCUCAUACCAGAAACACCUGACGGUAGGACUUCCUCCAGAACCUCGCGAGAAGACAAUCUCUGCACCUCUACCAUAUGAGGCACUCACUAAGCUAAUAGACGAAGCCAGUGAAGGAGACAUGAGUAUUUCAAUCCUUACACAGGAAAUAAUGGUAUAUCUUGCCAUGUACAUGAGAACUCAGCCUGGCCUCUUUGCUGAAAUGUUCCGACUUCGAAUUGGUCUGAUCAUCCAAGUUAUGGCAACAGAACUGGCUCACUCUCUUCGAUGCUCAGCUGAAGAAGCCACAGAGGGCCUGAUGAAUCUGAGUCCUUCUGCCAUGAAGAACCUCCUGCACCACAUCCUCAGUGGCAAAGAGUUUGGAGUGGAACGAAGUGUUCGUCCCAUUGAUUCAAAUGUGAGUCCUGCUAUUUCCAUCCAUGAGAUCGGUGCUGUUGGAGCAACAAAAACAGAACGAACUGGAAUCAUGCAGUUAAAAAGUGAGAUAAAGCAGGUGGAAUUUCGUAGACUGUCUGUCUCUACUGAGAGUCAGACCAGUGGUGGUCAUCCCUCUGGUGUAGAUUUGAUGUCACCGUCCUUUCUGUCACCUGCAGCCUGUAUUGCUGCAAGUAGUGGAUCCUUUUUUACUGUGGAUGGUCAACAGACAUCUAAAGAUAGUCGUCAAGGUCAAUGGCAACGGCGGAGAAGACUAGAUGGAGCACUAAAUAGAGUACCAAUCGGAUUUUAUCAAAAAGUAUGGAAAAUUUUGCAAAAAUGUCAUGGACUUUCUGUGGAAGGUUUUGUUCUUCCUUCUUCAACCACAAGGGAGAUGACCCCAGGCGAGAUUAAAUUCUCUGUCCAUGUGGAGUCUGUCCUGAAUCGUGUACCUCAACCAGAGUACCGCCAGCUUCUGGUUGAAGCUAUCCUUGUCCUUACCAUGCUGGCAGAUAUUGAAAUUCAUAGCAUCGGAAGCAUCAUUGCUGUGGAAAAAAUAGUACACAUUGCCAAUGACUUGUUCCUUCAAGAACAGAAAACCCUUGGCGCAGAUGACGUCAUGUUGGCAAAGGAUCCUGCAUCUGGCAUCUGUACUCUUCUGUAUGACAGCGCACCCAGUGGCAGAUUUGGCACAAUGACCUACCUCUCCAAGGCAGCUGCUACCUACGUGCAGGAGUUUCUGCCACACAGCCUCUGUGCCAUGCAGUGAGGGCUGUGGGUUCUGGCUGCUGGAAUCCUUUCAGCAUCUGGUCCCUGUGUUGGUUGAUUGUGCAUGGAACUGAAAUGUUAACACCUGACCACUCUCCAUCCCUCCCAAGAAGAGAGAACUUUGCUGAUAAUCUCACUACUUUUGAAGAAAAGAACCCUCACUUGGAGACUCACUCCAGUGUAAAGGUUCAACUGGGUCUACAAUCACUAUCCUUGCUUCUUUUAUGGUUCAGAAAUGUCUGCAUGUGUUUUUACUCUGUAGAACUGUUACCAGCUUUGUUUUCUAACUCCUUUUGAGGAACAGGUAUUAAUAAGUUAUUCUGAAGACCUUAUUCUUAUUUCUGGGCUUCCUUUCUUUUUUGUGUAUAUGAGUGGUAGGUCUUAAUUGGGUCAUUAUUUCAAGAGAGUAGAUGCUAAAUUGUUGGAUUUUAUACUGCUGUAAUUUUGAAAUGUCUAUUUUAAGUGCCUUAAGAAACACCAACACCAGAUCAUGGCUUCCUUCUUCACUCGAAGGCUGAUUCAUUUUGAGUGGUGAAAUAGUUUCUUUGUCAAAUAUUGCCUUUUGAUGUUGACCUUUCUAUAUCUGCCCAUGUUGCCUGCUCUGUGGUGAAAUAUUAAAAAGUGUAAGCUCACAUGUAAGUUUAAGGAUUUCUAUGUUAAUACUUGAAGUCACAUUUUAUGAGGACUGAUGCUACCAGGCACAUAUUUGAGGACACAUGGAAUAACCCAGAAAAAAAUGGAGCCAGGAGCCCAAUUCCAGAGAGGAAGGGAAAGGGGAGGUUAUGCAGGUGGUGCUUUACACACAGGGAGUCAAGAGACCACCAGAGGCAAGUAGGUUAAUCCUUGCUGGAGCACAGCCCACAUACAACACAGAGAAUAACUGAAGCCUUGAGCAAAGAGAAACCCAGCAGUCCAGUCGGAGCACCUCUUUCCUGUUCUUUUGUUCUCCACCUCACCUAUUCACACCCCGCCACACUCAAAUCUCUCCUUCUCAUCUCCCUCCUAUCCCAUAUCUGUUCUUCAAUUCUUUCACCUAUGUUUGUUUUCACUUCUCAGUUAUACUACUUAUAUCCUUUAAUCUUGGUAUCUGUGGCCAAAUAUCUAUUCUUAUACAUAUUUCUGUGUGUUUGUAAUGGUUAAAUAAUUGUAUUUUGAGUGUGUCUGUCCAUCUCUACAUUUAAUGGAUUGAAUAACCAUGUGGGUAACAUUGCAAACCAAGCCUGGUCAUACUCAUUGCUAAUCUGAGAACUUGAGAGGCUGAAGCAGGAGGAUCGUGAGUUCAAAGCCAGCCUGGGCUACAAAGCAAGCUCCAGGCAAGCCUCAGUAUGAGACCCUGUCUUGAAACAUUUUAAAGCAUGGGAGCUAUGCAGCUGGCCUCAGAUUGACACACAAAGGAUCGCAAAAAUAUACCUUCCAUCCCAUUCUCUGGUCCCAUGUAUAGGUAGCCUGGCUUAGCAGAGGUUUUCUUUGUUUUCCUUGUUUCUACUCGACUCCUCUUUCCCUCAGAGUUUUAAGGGUUUUCUCCCAGAACAGUAAUGAGUAUGAUGGGGCUAGUGAACUCAAAACAGUCACAGAAUCGGGAACAGUCUUCCAGGCACACUGUCCAAAUGCAGUGAGCUAGCAAACGGGUGGUAGAAGCAAAGGCAGGGUGGCCCCCUUUCCCCUCUCACAGCCAUGGGAACACACAGUGAAUAGCUUUCUGAGUGCAUGGUUUUCCGGUCACUUUUGAGGAGAACAUACAACCUGUUUGUCUCUUCACAGCCUAUAAGUACCCUAGUCACGGGAAACACACCCAGCACUGCUUGUGGGAACUGCCGCUCCUUCCUGGACCUCUUUUCUUGAACUGACUCCAAUGCCUGCAGUUCUCUGGAGUUUCUGACUUGUCUGUUGAUGGAAAGCCCAGGCAGUGGCAUUUAAUUUCUAAAGUAACUUUCCAGAAAACAUUACUGGUAUUUUGUUCUUUUUUUCUUUUGUUCUUAUUUUUUCGAGACAGGGUUUUUCUAUGUAGCUCUUCAUGUCCUGGAACUCACUCUGUAGACCAGGCUGGUCUCGAACUCACAGAGAUCCGCCUGCCUCUGCCUCCCGAGUGCUGGGAUUAAAGGCGUGCGCCACCACUACCUGGCUAAGUAUUUUGUUCAUUUUAAGAGUGUUAAUAUGAAGAAAGAAACAUGAUGGAACUUUUUACAAGCACUUUAUGUUUUGAAGUUAGAAUAAAGAAUAAGAAUUUACUGUG